Molecule: messenger RNA, 1023 nt
Organism: Gymnodraco acuticeps
Lineage: Eukaryota; Metazoa; Chordata; Actinopteri; Perciformes; Bathydraconidae
Product: trace amine-associated receptor 13c-like
Exons: 2
Coding region: 1-1023 (340 amino acids)
Biological process (GO): G protein-coupled receptor signaling pathway
Cellular component (GO): membrane
Molecular function (GO): trace-amine receptor activity
Source: RefSeq, a predicted model, not a curated record
AUGGACAGCAGCGAGGUUUCUCCGCUCUGCUUCCCCAACCUCAACUCCUCCUGCAGGCGCCUGCCUCCCCCCCACUCUGAGUCCGCUCUGCUCUACACCCUGCUGGCCUUCGUCUCUCUGCUCACAGUGACCCUCAACCUGCUCGUCAUCAUCUCCAUCUCUCACUUCCGGCAGCUGCACACCCCCACCAACAGCCUGCUGCUGUCCCUGGCCGUGUCCGACCUGGUGGUGGGGGUGCUGGUGAUGCCCAUCGAAGGCCUGCGCUACAUGGAGACGUGCUGGCUGCUGGGCUGGCUCAUGUGCGCUCUGACUCCGUACGUGUCCUACUGCCUGCUCUCUGCCUCUGUGGGCAACAUGGUGCUCAUCUCCAUCGACCGCUACCUGUCUAUCUGUCAGCCGCUGCUCUACUCCUCUAAGAUCACCCUGCCCAGAGCUAAAGCCUCAGUGUGUCUGUGCUGGGCCUGCUCCGUCCUCUAUAACGGCUGCAUUCUGAUGGGACACUUAGGGCAGCCGGACAGGUUCCAAUCCUGCCACGGAGAGUGUGUGGUGGUCAUCAGCCACAUUGCAGGAAUUGUUGACCUGUUUGUCACAUUUGUUGGGCCCUCUACUGUUAUGGUGGUUCUGUAUAUGAGGGUGUUUGUGGUUGCCAUCUCUCAGGUGCGUGUGAUCCGCUUGCAGACUGUCCGUGCAGCUCCCAUCGCUAAGAUAUCAGAGAUGAAGGCAGCUAGGACUCUGGGGAUUGUGAUAGCUGUGUUUCUGAUGUGCUUCUGCCCGUAUUACUACCCCUCUAUAGCAGGCGAGGCCACGUCAAACCUCCUGUCGUACUUUGCUGUGUUGUCUUGGAUCAUGUUGGUGAACUCCUGUCUGAACCCUCUCAUUUACACUCUGUUCUACCCCUGGUUUAGAAAAGCUAUCAAACUCAUCUUCACCCUCAGAAUACUGCAGCCUGACUCCCGGGACUUUAAAUCCUCCAUGAAGGCGUCAGUCAUUAGCACCCUGCAGAAAAAACACAAUAACACUUGA